AUGACUGCUCUCCGGAACCCGAAGGGAACAACCAUUGCAUCGAGAAGGGGGAUAGAGAAAAUCAUCUUCGACUUCUACUCUGAUCUCUUCGACAGCCAUGUCUACUUGCCUCCUCGUCAUCUAAGGGAAGACGGACAUGUCAUUACAGAGGUUCUCCCGUCCGAAAUACGACAUGCUAUCAUGUCGGUAAGAAAUCGUACGGCAUCCGGUCCCGACAGAAUAAAACUAGAACAACUGAAGAACCUUCCGCCAGUACUCAUCAACACCCUGGCGAGGAUCUUUACACGUUACCUGUCGGAAUGCAAGGUUCCUAAACAAUGGAAGACCAGCAAGACCGUGUUGUUGUAUAAAAAGAGAGAUUCACAUGACAUCGGCAACUAUCGCCCAAUCUGCUUACUGUCCGUUAUCUACAAGCUCUUUACAAGAGUGAUCCUUAAUAGGAUUGAAAACGUCUUGGACGAAGGACAGCCAUGCGAGCAAUCAUUGUUCCGAAAAGGAUUCGGCACGAUUGACCACAUUCGCACUGUUUCGAAACUCAUCGAGGUAUCACGAGAGUACAAGAUGCCGCUCUGUCUCACCUUCAUCGACUUGAAGAAGGCCUUUGACUCAUUUGAGACGGAAGCGGUCAUGGAAGCCUUGGACAACCAAGGCGUCACUACUCAGUGCAUAAAGGUACUUCGAGAGUCGUACAGUAACUUCACUUCCGGAAUUUCGUCAUUCUACAAGAAUAUCAUCAUUGACGUGGAAGAGGGGGUCCGACAGGGUGAUACAAUCACCCAAAAUAUUCACAGCCACCCUGGAGAACGCAAUGCGAAAUUUGGAAUGGCAGGACAUGGAAGUGAAGGUUGA
This is a messenger RNA of Necator americanus (New World hookworm), 849 nucleotides long. RefSeq lists its product as uncharacterized. The transcript has a single exon. Bases 1 to 849 code for a protein of 282 amino acids. The record is from RefSeq and is a predicted model, not a curated record. Lineage: Eukaryota; Metazoa; Nematoda; Chromadorea; Rhabditida; Ancylostomatidae.